CUUCAGAAGCUCUCCCGCCUCUUCAAAGACCAGCUGGUGUAUCCUCUUCUGGCCUUUACUCGGCAAGCCCUGAACCUGCCAGACGUGUUUGGGUUGGUGGUCCUCCUGCUGGAGCUGAAACUGCGCAUCUUCCGACUUCUGGAUGUUCCUUCCGUCCUGUCUUUGUCCGCAGUUUGUCACAAUCUCUUCACUGCUUCAAAUGACCCACUGCUGUGGAGGUGUUUGUAUCUGCGGGACUUCCAAGAUGGUACUGUCAGAGUACGAGACACAGAUUGGAAAGAACUGUACAGGAGGAAGCACAAGCAAAGGAAAGAAGCCCAGAAAGGGCGGUACGUGAUGUUCCUGCCGUCAUCCCCCCACCCCAUCCCGUACUACCCCAACCCCUUGCACCCCAGACCCUUUCCUGCUGGCUCCCUUCUUCCUCCGGGAAUCAUCAGUGGUGAAUACGACCGAAGACUAAUACUUCCCUACGUUGGAGAUCCCAUCAAUUCACUCAUCCCUGGGCCUGGGGAGACACCUGGCCAGUUCCCUCCACUCAGACCGCGAUUUGAUCCAGUUGGCCCACUUCCGGGACCCAACCCCAUCUUGCCAGGGCGAGGUGGCCCCAGUGACAGAGUUCCCUUCAGACCCGGCAGGGGUCCGUCCACUGACAGCCAUCUGCCAUUCAUGUGAUUGCGUUAUAAUCUCACGUGUGGAGCCCGAUUGGUGUUUUGGUUUGUUAGAACGACAGGUGUCAUCUCCUUGGGGUGCUGAUGUCUAGUGGUAGUGUUUGCACUCUCAGAAACCUCUCAGUAGAUGCGUUUUCAGCUCCAGGCAUGGAGUGGCCCGCGGCUUAUUCUGCAGCAGGGUUGACCUUGGGGAUAGUUGGCUCCUGAUUUCCCUGCUCUGGAUUCUCCAGUAGACUGAGGUUGUGUAUGGAUGAUGUCGUGCACCUGAUUAAAAAGAAAU
Molecule: messenger RNA, 948 nt
Organism: Lepus europaeus (European hare)
Lineage: Eukaryota; Metazoa; Chordata; Mammalia; Lagomorpha; Leporidae
Product: F-box only protein 7-like
Exons: 1
Biological process (GO): autophagy of mitochondrion; positive regulation of autophagy of mitochondrion
Molecular function (GO): protein kinase binding
Source: RefSeq, a predicted model, not a curated record